CCUCGUCAUGAACCAAGCAUAAAUAUGCCUCCCCAUGCCAUGUGUUUGUGCAAGGUUACCACGUUUCUCCAACAAAACAAACGCUUAAUCAGCUCGAACCCAUCGUCCGGCCGGGCUCCGGAGUCCCCUAGAAGGCUAGAACCAACAGGAACAAGGAGGACCAGACAGGAGAUCCAAACCAACGUCCAUCGCAAGCAAUGGCAUCGCAGUGCUCCUUCGCCCACGGCGUCUCCCUCCCCGCGCACCGGCCGCCCCUCGCCUUCUUCACCUCCUGCAGGCUAGGGCACGGUGCCGUACGCACGAGCGCGAACCAUAGAGUCGUGGCGGCGGCGAGGCCGGUGGGCGCAGUCAGGAGGAUGCUUGGCUCAGCCAGAUACGGCAGCGCCGGGGCGGCAGCGUUGCGGGCGGAAGAGGCGGAGGUGGCCGUACCGCCGUCGGUGCCGGUGCGCGUCGCCUACGAGCUGCAGCUGGCCGGCCACCGCUAUCUCGACGUCAGAACGGAGGGCGAGUUCGCCGGCGGGCAUCCGGCAGGAGCGGUGAACGUCCCCUACAUGUACAGCACCGGCUCUGGAAUGGCGAAGAACCCGCACUUUGUCGAGCAAGUGUCGACGAUCUUUGGCAGGGACGACGAGAUCAUCAUCGGAUGCCAAAGUGGCAAGAGAUCUCUCCCGGCAGCAGCCCAACUCUGUUCCGCUGGCUUCACUGCGGUGACCGACAUCGCCGGAGGGUUCUCAACCUGGAGGGAGAACGGACUGCCGGUCAAUGGACGGUGACAACGCGGGCUUCUAUAAAUGUGGGUGAAACAUCAUAAUUUGUCUUAGCAUGCUCCGAGACACCACAUCAGACAUCAGUGCACUGAAUAAGCAAAUGGAGAUUGAUAUGAUGUAUAGGAUAUAUGUGCAAUAUCAAUGUUAGAAUUUCCGUUGUUCA
Molecule: messenger RNA, 930 nt
Organism: Triticum aestivum (bread wheat)
Lineage: Eukaryota; Viridiplantae; Streptophyta; Magnoliopsida; Poales; Poaceae
Product: senescence-associated protein DIN1
Exons: 7
Coding region: 198-773 (191 amino acids)
Source: RefSeq, a predicted model, not a curated record